ACCAUCCUUUUAAAUGAUUGCAGAGGAAAAUAACCUUUUUCUUUUUGUUUUUUGUUCUUUACAAAAAUUGGGACAUCUUUGGAAAUCUCUACCACUGAUUAACUGACAGAGUUACUUUCAGUCAGGGAACAAUGAGAGGUAACCGAUCUCUGCUCUGUUGGGGAUUUCCUGAGAUAAAUCUGGUGCUAAAGCAAACAAAAAAGUCAGUUGCUCUUGUUUCUGUGUGAGAGUAAUAAUGUGCAUCAAGCAGUCAAAGGUCAUGUUGCACAACUCAAAUAAAAUGAAAGUGGGUAGAACUUGUAUUUCACAACCUUGUGUUUUUGUCAUAUUAAGAUGUAGUCAGUUCUAACAAGACCUGAGGUUUGAUUUUUUUUACUCUUGGCAGCUUUUAUAAUUGUGCACUUUCAACAUGAAUGUGUUCAAAGUCUUGGUAGCAGCAGCAGCUCUUCUUGCAUCUGAUGGGUUUUUGGUUCGAGGACCUGCUCAGCCUCUGGUCGCACAGCUUGGAAACUCAAUGAUUUUGCCUUGUUUUGUUGAAACACCUUUACCUUUGGAUGAGCUGGAGGUUGAAUGGAAAAGGACGGAUAAAGAACUAGUGCACUUGUUUCAGAAUGGAGCGGACAAACCUGAAGCUCAGUAUCAGUCUUACAGAGGCAGAGCACGUUUUUUUCCUGAGCAGGUCCUUAAAGGAAACUUUUCACUCCUUUUGGAAAAUAUAACAGUUGCAGAUGCUGGUAUCUACAAAUGUGUAGUUUACUCUUACCUGGACGUUGGAGAAACGAAUGUUACAAUUCAGUAUGUGGAGCGUGUAGUUGUGACAGGAGAAGAUCAGAUUAUGUUUGCUCGUGUUGGUGAGGAUGUUGUUUUGAAUUGCAUGGUCAACUCGCACAUUCCUCCUGAACACUUUGAUGAAGUCUCAUGGAAGAAGAUGGACAAGCGGUCAGACAUCAUUCCUGUCUUGCUUUUCCAAAACGGCACAAUAUUCACAGGAUCAUCUGAUAGGUUUUACAGGGACAGAGUCGAGUUUUUCAGAGAACAGUUUCCCAAAGGCAACUUCUCAAUGAGACUAAAAAAUGUCCAGACUGCAGACAAGGGCAAAUACAUUUGUGAAGUCCAUACCGAAUAUUCUGUGAGAUCUGCAACUGUCGAAAUAGGGCAGUUAGCACUGUCGGCUCUACACAUUAUUACACUGAUGCUUUGUUGUAUUUCCGUCUUGAUGACUUCUGUCUUAAGUAUUCCAAUAACUAUCUAUAUAACCAAAAAAGAUACUGGGACAAAACCCAUGUACAUGAAUUAUUUGCAAGUGGUUUGUCCCAACGUCUGUUUAUGCGUUGCAUUUAUUCUGUGGGGAGUAAUUGAAGGGUCUGUCGUUGAGGUAACAAUGUGUGCAACAGUUAAUCUGAUGAGGAUCGUUUUAUUAUUUCUUAUGGCUCCAUAUUUUAAUUGGAACGCAAACGUUUCUGUUGACUUUCCUGCUGUCGUCCAAAGAGUUAUUGAAUAUACAGGGAUCCCUGUUGCUUAUCUUAUGAUUUCUGCUGCAUUUUGCUCAGCUGUCCUUCAUGAUCUGUGGAAUUCCUCUGAGUGGACUGAAGUGCUGCUUCUCAGUGUUGUAAUUAUCGCGCUGUCAUCCCUGCCAGUUUUUCUUCAAGCUUUAAGCCACGUUUUCUUCACACUUUAUUUAAUCAAGUCAACUUUUCUUUUCGAUUUAUAACAGAUUCAUUAGGACAUGUUUUCAUGCAGUUGAGCAACCUUCUUCAAAUGCGUCUCCUCUUCUUUAGACCCUCAUCAAGGGUUAAAGAAUCCAUGAUCACAACAACAUAUGCCUUUGGGGUCAUUUCUGCGGCUAUAUCAAUCAUAGUUCUUCCAAUUCCAGCAAUUCAGGAGCGCUGUUUAAAACUUGACAGAAAACAGCUUUUUGACCUCAAAUGGAGAUGUUAUUUAGUUUGGGUCACCGUCAUGGUUGUUACGCUCGUCGGGCACAGUGGACUUAUUUUAUACUUUCUCAGCAUUAUUCUGGAGUAUAGUAAUGAGCGUUUUGGAUGGAUCUUUGUCACAGUUCUGCUCCAUAUCUUCACUGCUAUUGCACCUCAACGACUCUCCAGAACAGUUCCUGAUGCAAUUUACACUGCUUUGUUCAUGUAUGGGGCAGCGGGCCUACCAGUGGUCAACUCAGUUUCUCUUGCAACAGAACUAAUACUACAGACGUACAAGGGGGAGAGAACGGUGGAUGAUCUGCGUGUAAUAGUGCUGCCGUUUGAAAGCAUUUUGUCUGACUUGUGGCUGAUUUUACAGAUUUCUGCUUAUUGGACAGUUCAAGGGAAAGAUGUCCUGAGGGAGCUGUGUGAGCUGAGAGAUUUCGUGGCACCGUGCACACCACAGCAAGGAGAUGUUGGUGAAUCAGAGAAUCAGCUUUCGGAGGCCCAAAGGUGUCAGCCAGAGGAGGAGCCAUUCCUGGAGGAGCAAGAACAAGAGGUUUAAAAUAGUUUUAAAAGAUUUUAAAAAGUAACGUAAAGGAAUCAUUCACCCAAAAACGAAAAUUUACUCACUAUUCACUCAUCCUCAAGUGGAUACAAACCUUUAUGAGUUUCUUCUUUCUAUUGAACACAAACAUAUUCAGAAGUAAGCUAAAGACCUGUAUCAAUUGACUUCCAUAGUAGGAAAAUCAAAUACUAUGGAAGUCAAUGCUUACAACUUUCCAGUUUUUUAAAAAAUAUCUUCUUUUGUGUUUAAUUAAAGAAAGAAACAAAUGAAGGCUUGUUGGCUUCAAACAAAUGAAGGGUGAGAACAUGACAGAAUUUUCAUUAUUGUGUGAACCAUUCCUUUAAUGCCAUGUAUGAUAAGCUAACAUUACUCAUUCUUUGUUUACCUUAUCUAACUGAAAAAUCAAACAUUAUUGUAUUAUUAAAUUAUAUUAGAAUGACUUUCAUGCUUUGGUGGAGAUUUUAUUUAUUUUUGCUUUUCACAGCAUUAACUAUUACUGUUUAUUCCCAUAUUCCUAAUCUAAUUGCAUCUUUAAAAAAGGGGUUUUCACAUACAGUUGAAGUCAGAAUUAUUAGCCCCGUUUUUUCCCCCCAAUUUCAGUUUAACUGAGAGAAGAUUUCUAAACAUAAUAGUUUUAAUAACUCAUUUCUAAUAACUGAUUUAUUUUAUCUUUGCCAUGAUGACAGUAAAUAAUAUUUGACCAAAUAUUUUUCAAGUCACUUCUAUACAGCUUAAAGUGACAUUUAAAGGCUUAACCAGGUUAAUUAGGUUAACUAGGCAAUUUAUAGUAAUUAUGAAAUCAUUGUAUAAUGAUGGUUUGUUCUGUAGGCUAUCAAAAACAAAUAUAGCUUAAAGGGGCUAAUAAUUUUGAUCUAAAAAUGUUUUUUUUUUAAAUUAAAUCUGAUUUAUUGUAGCUGAAAUAAAGCAAAUAAGACUUUGUCCAGAAGAAAAAAAUAUUAUCAGACAUACUGUGAAAAUUUCCUUGCUCUUUUAAACAACAUUUGAGAAAUAUUUUUAAAAAGAAAAACUAAUUCAAAGGGGGACUAAUAAUUCUGACUUCAACUGUACAUGCAAAUAGUGUUUGAAUAACAAUUCACAGAUGUCAUUUCAUCAAACAUGAAGAAAUCUGCCCUACCUCCUGGUAUACUGCUUU
Danio aesculapii is the source of this 3634-nucleotide messenger RNA. Its product is annotated as butyrophilin-like protein 2. Gene Ontology annotation, biological process: T cell costimulation; cell surface receptor signaling pathway; negative regulation of T cell proliferation. The transcript is spliced from 17 exons. Lineage: Eukaryota; Metazoa; Chordata; Actinopteri; Cypriniformes; Danionidae. The coding region runs from base 410 to 1711 and encodes 433 amino acids. Gene Ontology annotation, cellular component: external side of plasma membrane. The record is from RefSeq and is a predicted model, not a curated record.